Molecule: messenger RNA, 939 nt
Organism: Diabrotica virgifera virgifera (western corn rootworm)
Lineage: Eukaryota; Metazoa; Arthropoda; Insecta; Coleoptera; Chrysomelidae
Exons: 1
Coding region: 1-939 (312 amino acids)
Source: RefSeq, a predicted model, not a curated record
AUGGAAAUAGUUCGAGAUCCAGGUGUAGUCAGCACUAUUCGCAGUUUGUUGUGUUAUACACCUGAAGAUUCCAAAUUUCUCAGUACUGCAGGAUGGAACUAUCCGAAUUAUCCACAUUUAACAGGGGACGCCUUUAUUUUACUGAUUCCAAUCAAACAUAUUUUCAACAUUUUCAACGAUUACACUAAAUUAACCUAUGGUCGUCAAGUGUUUCGCUUUGUUCGAGCGCGUAAUGAUAAAGAUUGCAUUGUUGUCCAAGAACCUACUGCUUCCACGACGGUAACAACAGUAUCAUUAACCAUCGCCAGCAUGGAACUCAAGGUCAAACAUGUCUUUCCCAAUGAUGAUGUGAAAAUCGAAUUAAUGACUCCGAUUAAGAAUAAUACACCGAUAACCAUACCUUUCCGUAAAUGGGAGCUCAAUGAACUACCUUCACUUACGGCAGGAUCUCGACGAGAGAUAUGGAGUGUAAAGACAACUUCAGCUGUUGAACGUCCACGCUACGUUAUUGUAGCUUUUCAAACUUCUAAACGAGAUGAUAUUCACGCUAAUCCGACGCUAUUCGAUCACAUUAGAAUGUCCAGCGUACGAGUGGUUAUUAAUGGUGACUAUUGGCCUAACGAGAGAAUGCAAUUGGAUUUCACAAAAAAUGAUUACGCUAUAGCUCACUACAAUUAUACUGAAUUCUUUCCCAGUUAUGCUCGUUCGCUAACAAAACAUCCCAUCUUAGAUUACUCUGCAUUUAAAAGAUAUGCUUUGUUUGUUUUUGACUGUUCCAAGCAGGAUGAUACAUCGUUUAGAUCUGGAACUGUCGAUGUUAAGUUAGAAAUCGAAGCAGAUGAAGGUUUUCCAGCAGGUACUCGAGCUUACUGUUUAAUUUUUCACGACAGCCUACUCGAAUACUUUCCACUAACUGAAGUUGUCAAAAAUAUAAUUUAA